AAAGUAGUUAAGUGAAGCAGUGGAAGUGAGUAAAGAGAUGCUGAAUACCUCUGUUCAUACAGACGACUGGCUGGAAAAUGAGUUCCUCUGGAAUUUUUCAUAGUCAACAUGGGGAAGUUUGGCCAGCAUGUCGGACAUAAAGGUCGCCCAGAACCGCAGAGUUGGAGAGAUGAAAGCCAAGAUGACGGUAUUUGUCUGUUGUCUGUUUGUCUGUGCAUUUCUAAAAGUCAGUCAUCAAAAUCCAACAAACCACUGGACUCUGCUGCCUCACAUUCUGGUUGUGGAGGUGGACGGCUCGGAGGGCCAGCAGCCCCUGAGCUGCCUGGGAAGAGACAUCCAGAAUGAGGACAUUAUUUGGAAAAAGAACGGGUGGGAGGAAGAACAGAGGGGAAACACAUAUCUUCUGCAGCUAGAAGAAAGCUUAGGAGGGGGAAACUACACUUGCCACAGCAAGGAUGGAUCGCUCCUCAAUCACACCGUGGUUCUGAUCCAAGAGGUCGAAGCCAACAGGAGAAUUCUUACCAAAAGUGACCAGGAAGGUUAUUUAAAGUGUUCUGCUCAAAACUACAAUGGGGAGUUCCGCUGCUCCUGGACCUGGCACAGCAGUCGCGUUGGCAAAGUAGCAUUCAUCAAUGUUCAACGUGUAUCUGACACCCAGUGUUCUGUGGAUGAAAGCGGCCAGCGUUGGACAUGCUCUUCAGGUCAGAGUAACUUCAACUGUUCAGUAGACGACAGCGGACACAGGAUCGUGUGCCUGGAGGAGCAGCACUGCCCCUAUGCCGAGGAGAGCCAGCAGAUCCGCAUCACCGUCUACUUGAGGACGGAGCACUUCCUGCUGGAGAUCUACUCUAAACGCUUUUACCUGUCAGAGAUAGUGAAACCCGACAAGGUGAGCAUUGGUAAAGUCAACACUACGAUGAUAGAGUGGAGUUACCCAAGCUCCUGGAGCAGCCCCUACUCCAACUUCCCUCUUAUUUUUGAGAUUGCACAGCUCAGGGGGCGAUACAAAAAGUGUAACAACCCAUGCACUGACUCAAAAGCCACUAAGACCUGGACCGUUCCCUCUACCAACAUCUGUCAGUUUGAAGUCAAGCACAAGGUUAAGACUGUCUGUGUCCGGGCUAAGGAUGCUCUCUGUAACUCCAAAUGGAGCGAGUGGAGCUAUAUCAGAUUAGUGCCUCCCCGUCGUGUGGGGUUGGAGCAUUUAUUCCCCGUAUAAUGCCUAGCAGUUUGUCUCGGCAUUUUCCCACCUUCUGCCAGUCACCGACUCACCCCAUGCAAACCAAACUGUGUAUAAAUGUUCUCAGUAGCUUUAAUUUUCUGUGGAAAAAAGAACUUUUCACUACUUUUUUGGUGUGUUUUGAUGCCAAAGAUUCUAAAAAAACAAAUGGGUACAUUAACUAAAUGACGGUAAUAAAAUGGGAGAAUGUAUUUUACUCUUUAUUGCAUUUUUAUAUGAUUUUGCUCUCAUUAAGAGACUGUUUUACAUAGUAACCUUUUUCGACAGCAUCAAGUUAAAAGUCGGAAACUAGCAAGAUGUAAAUUCUAACAAGUGCGAAAUUGAACCAUUUUACUUGAUUGUUU
Molecule: messenger RNA, 1584 nt
Organism: Etheostoma cragini (Arkansas darter)
Lineage: Eukaryota; Metazoa; Chordata; Actinopteri; Perciformes; Percidae
Gene: il12ba
Product: interleukin 12Ba
Exons: 7
Coding region: 128-1219 (363 amino acids)
Molecular function (GO): protein binding
Source: RefSeq, a predicted model, not a curated record